GCUCUAGGGUUUUGGCCGAGCUCCCAGUGUGCAGCAGUCUGUUGAGCCAGUAGGGAAGAAAGAGGCCGCCGGAAGAUGAAGACGAUUUUGUCAUCCGAAUCCAUGGAUAUCCCUGACGGCGUGACCGUGAAGAUUCACGCCAAGGUCAUCGAGGUAGAGGGGCCUCGCGGCAAGCUUGUCCGUGAUUUCAAGCACCUGAAUCUGGAUUUUCAGCUGAUCACCGACGAAGAAGGCAAGAAAAAGCUGAAGGUUGAUGCCUGGUUCGGGUCUCGAAAGACUUCGGCCGCCAUCAGAACUGCUCUCAGUCACGUUGCAAAUCUCAUCACCGGCGUCACGAAAGGCUACCGUUAUAAGAUGAGGUUCGUGUAUGCACAUUUCCCAAUCAACGCAUCCAUAACUAACAGCAACAGGUCCAUUGAGAUCCGUAACUUCCUUGGCGAGAAGAAGGUGAGGAAAGUGGACAUGCUUGAGGGAGUCUCUAUUGUACGAUCUGAAAAGGUGAAGGACGAGCUUGUACUGGAUGGAAAUGAUGUGGAGCUGGUCUCUCGCUCUGCGGCUCUGAUUAACCAAAAGUGCCAUGUCAAGAAUAAGGAUAUACGCAAGUUUCUUGAUGGAAUCUAUGUGAGUGAGAGAGGCACUGUACUGCAAGAAGAUUAGAGGAGUAUUUGAAUGGUUUUCCUGCGAUGAAUUAUGAGUAUAGCGCACUAUAUUUGGUGUUAGUGAUAGAUGAAGAAUGAACAUUAGUUUUCUGGGGUUUGUUCAUGCCUAUUUAGGUUAAUAUUUGAUAAAAAGGCACAAAGCAUUCACUGCACUUGUUAAUUUGAAUUUGAUGAGGAAUUUGAGUAGUUUCUUUUUAGUUUUUGAAAAUUCUUACAUCCGCGUGAUAGUGCUCUGUAUUGGGAAGGAAAUGUGUUCAGUUAACGCGUGCAUAUUUGUUGAGUUAUGGUUGAGAAGUGAAUUGACAUGGGUUUA
This is a messenger RNA of Neltuma alba, 972 nucleotides long. Its product is annotated as 60S ribosomal protein L9. The transcript has 2 exons. The record is from RefSeq and is a predicted model, not a curated record. Lineage: Eukaryota; Viridiplantae; Streptophyta; Magnoliopsida; Fabales; Fabaceae. Gene Ontology annotation, molecular function: rRNA binding; structural constituent of ribosome. Gene Ontology annotation, cellular component: ribosome; cytosolic large ribosomal subunit. Gene Ontology annotation, biological process: cytoplasmic translation. Bases 76 to 657 code for a protein of 193 amino acids.